GAACGAAUUAAUUAUAAUGAUAAUAUUGUUUUACGUUCUGUUUUUUCAGAAAUCGUCCAACAAAUCAAUAAAUAUUUAACUCCAAAUCUAGCAACUGAGCAACAAAAACAGAUAGUUCAAUCAACGAUAUACCGUGCUCAGAUAUUCAAUUUGUGGGACUCUGAUAAUUCGUUAAACUUACAAGAAAUUACAUACGAUAAUGAUUUUAUUGAGAACAUUUAUGACAUUUCACAAUUAUAUUUAUUGGCUCUGAUUAAAGAAAAUGAAUAUUCUUCCGUUAAAGAA
Molecule: messenger RNA, 285 nt
Organism: Racocetra fulgida
Lineage: Eukaryota; Fungi; Glomeromycota; Glomeromycetes; Diversisporales; Gigasporaceae
Source: the annotation of a GenBank genome assembly